AUGGCUGUGGCCCUACUCAGAGGCGAAGCGGAAGUGUGCUCGGUCCUGGGUCUCAACCUUGAACCUGAUGGAGGAGUAUCCAGAAAUGAAAUUUGCAUGUUCUCAGGGUUAACACAUUUUGCCCCUCCAAUCCUCAUGGCAGAAUCAAGUUUGGCUAGUAAGAUUGCAACUACCUUCUUCUCAAAAGGUAAUGGUGCCAGGGCCCAUACAUUGGCACUUAUUGGCAACUGUCACAUUGACUCUGCAUGGCUGUGGCCCUACUCAGAGGCGAAGCGGAAGUGUGCUCGGUCCUGGGUCUCAACCUUGAACCUGAUGGAGGAGUAUCCAGAAAUGAAAUUUGCAUGUUCUCAGGCACAACAGUUCUCUUGGAUUAAGACCAGUUAUCCAGCAAUAUUUGAGAGGAUAAAGAUGCAAGUAAAGGCAGGACGCUUCAUACCCGUUGGAGGCACCUGGGUUGAAAUGGAUGGUCUAAUUCCUAGCGGAGAAUCAUUUAUGCGUCAGUUCCUGUAUGGACAACGUUUCUUCCAAAAGGAAUUUGGCAUCCACUGUAAAGAGUUCUGGCUGCCUGAUACUUUUGGCUACUCUUCCCAGUUCCCUCAGAUAUGCAAGCUCUUUGGCAUGACCUGCUUCUUGACACAGAAGUUGAGUUGGAACUUGAUCAAUAAUUUUCCUCAUCACAACUUCUUAUGGGAGGGUCUGGAUGGCACAACCAUCCUCGCUCACUUCCCUCCUGGCAACUCUUACGAGAUGAAUGUUAAGAUCUUCAUAGUACAGCAGCAUAGAAAAUCUCCUCUCAUCAUGGCACUCUUAAAGUUGGAGUUCAUCUUCAGGGUUUCCUCCAUCCUUUCUGAUUCACAUUCUGAUUUGCAGUUACUCUUGGCAGCUUCUCAUUAA
This is a messenger RNA of Cherax quadricarinatus, 894 nucleotides long. NCBI's taxonomy places the organism in Eukaryota, Metazoa, Arthropoda, Malacostraca, Decapoda, Parastacidae. The record is from RefSeq and is a predicted model, not a curated record.